AUGGCACCGCCAUCAACUAACGAAGAAAAAGUGACGUUUAUUUUGUUAUUUUCUCGUAAUCGUUCAUCGUGUGACGUUCCUUAUUUAAUGGCACAACGAGAUGAACAUAUCUAUCCGACAUUGAUGACAGCAACAUUCUAUUUUAUGCGUGAUCUGAUUGAUUACAGAGCCAUUUCACUUGACAACUGUGUGUAUAUUAUCGGAGGUCGGUAUGCAUCGACUGGUCGUCUUUCAAACGCUGUUUUUAAAUACGACGCGCACAUUGACUUCUGGCGAGGAUGUGAGCCAAUGAAGUCAGUACGCGCUAAUUUCGCAGUUACUAUAUUUGACUCAAAAAUUUAUGUACUCGGUGGCGAAGGCCAAAAAGGUAUUAUUGUUCAAUCCGUUGAAGUAUAUGAUCCGACUACAAACAAGUGGAAAGAAGCAGGUACAUUCAUGAAACCAAAACGCUAUCAUGCAGCACUUGCAAUGCAUGGGAAACUCUGGUCGUCUGGCGGCGCAAAUUCCUUGAUCGAAGCUAAAUCAACGGGUGAACUGAUUCUUGUCGAUCCUCAACCAAAUGAAUGGAAACGAUCAAUAACAAACCAUACGUUACCUGUUGCAUGUCAACAACAUUGUAUGACAGUUAUUAAUGACAAUAUUUUAGUUUUUGGAGGCUGUCAAAAAAAUGGUGACGAAGCUCACAACAUUCAAACAAUUGCUCGUGCUAUUAGUCAAUCGUCUGAAAGCACAACAGACUGGCCAAAAAGUCGACGUUCUUGUGCUUUUCCCCUUUGCAGGUGUUCAUCAUUAUACAUCAUCGGGGGCCAUAAUUGUCAAACAGGUGACCCAACAAAAGUCAUCGAACGCAUUGAUUUCAGUAACAGUUCCAAACCAACAAUUGACGAGCAAUUCGAAAUCGACAAGGACUUCGCUGCUGUGGAUUGUUGUGUAGUUCAAACGAAUCAGUACAAUGAACAUCUUUUACCGUUAGCUUCCUAUUUAGACCGUUGGAUUGUUUGGUAA
Molecule: messenger RNA, 1005 nt
Organism: Adineta ricciae
Lineage: Eukaryota; Metazoa; Rotifera; Eurotatoria; Adinetida; Adinetidae
Source: the annotation of a GenBank genome assembly